This is a messenger RNA of Lagenorhynchus albirostris (white-beaked dolphin), 10187 nucleotides long. RefSeq names its product AP2 associated kinase 1 (gene AAK1). Gene Ontology annotation, biological process: protein phosphorylation. The coding region runs from base 369 to 4277 and encodes 1302 amino acids. NCBI's taxonomy places the organism in Eukaryota, Metazoa, Chordata, Mammalia, Artiodactyla, Delphinidae. Gene Ontology annotation, molecular function: protein kinase activity; ATP binding. The transcript has 22 exons. The record is from RefSeq and is a predicted model, not a curated record.
GGAUCAGCUGGCGGGCGGGCGGGCGCCGAACGCGGCCCCGGCUCUCGCUGCAGCGCCGCCUUCUCUCCUUGUCGCAGGCCGGCCCGGCGGCCGUGACAAUGUUGCGGCGCUGGUAGCUGGGCGCCGGCCGCCAAGCCAUCUCAAGUUUAAACUUACACGAAUCGCUCUUUUGAGGAGGAGGGGACCGCCGCGCGAUUGACACGCAUAUUCCUAUAGGCAUCCUCCCUCAGCCCCCACCCCCUCGGCCGGAUUCGGGUGGCUCCUCUCCUAGCUGAAAUCCGAGAAGAAAUCCUUGGAUCUCUUGUUAAAAAAAAAAAAAAAAAUCUAGAAACCGUCGGUAUUUUGCUUUACUGCUUCCUUUUCGCAAGAUGAAGAAGUUUUUCGACUCCCGGCGAGAGCAGGGCGGCUCUGGCCUGGGCUCUGGCUCCAGCGGAGGAGGGGGCAGCACCUCGGGCCUGGGCAGUGGCUACAUCGGAAGGGUCUUUGGCAUUGGGCGACAGCAGGUCACUGUGGACGAGGUGUUGGCGGAAGGUGGAUUUGCUAUCGUGUUUCUGGUGAGGACAAGCAAUGGGAUGAAAUGUGCCUUGAAACGCAUGUUUGUCAACAAUGAGCAUGAUCUCCAGGUGUGCAAGAGAGAAAUACAGAUAAUGAGGGACCUGUCGGGGCACAAGAACAUCGUGGGUUACAUUGACUCCAGUAUCAACAAUGUGAGUAGCGGUGACGUGUGGGAAGUGCUCAUUCUGAUGGACUUCUGCAGGGGAGGCCAGGUGGUCAACCUGAUGAACCAGCGCCUGCAAACAGGUUUUACAGAGAAUGAAGUACUCCAGAUAUUUUGUGACACCUGUGAAGCUGUUGCCCGCCUGCAUCAGUGCAAAACUCCUAUUAUCCACCGUGACCUGAAGGUUGAAAAUAUUCUCUUGCAUGACCGAGGCCACUACGUCCUGUGUGACUUUGGAAGUGCUACCAACAAAUUCCAGAAUCCACAAACUGAAGGAGUCAAUGCAGUAGAAGAUGAGAUUAAGAAAUACACAACGCUGUCCUAUCGAGCACCAGAAAUGGUUAACCUGUACAGUGGCAAAAUCAUCACUACGAAGGCAGACAUUUGGGCUCUUGGAUGUUUGUUGUAUAAAUUAUGCUACUUCACUCUGCCAUUUGGAGAGAGUCAAGUGGCAAUUUGUGAUGGAAACUUCACAAUUCCCGAUAACUCUCGAUAUUCCCAAGAUAUGCAUUGCCUAAUUCGGUAUAUGUUGGAACCAGACCCUGACAAAAGGCCAGAUAUUUACCAGGUCUCCUACUUCUCAUUUAAACUACUCAAGAAAGAAUGCCCAAUUCCAAAUGUACAGAACUCUCCCAUUCCUGCAAAGCUCCCUGAACCAGUGAAAGCCAGUGAGGCAGCUGCAAAAAAGACCCAGCCAAAGGCCAGACUGACAGAUCCCAUUCCCACCACAGAGACUUCAAUAGCACCCCGCCAGAGGCCUAAAGCUGGGCAGACUCAGCCCAACCCAGGAAUCCUUCCCAUCCAGCCAGCCCUGACACCUCGAAAGAGGGCCACAGUUCAGCCCCCACCUCAGGCCACAGGAUCCAGCAAUCAGCCUGGCCUUUUAGCCAGCGUUCCUCAACCAAAACCCCAGCCUCCACCCAGCCAACCCCUACCGCAGUCUCAGCCCAAGCAGCCCCAGGCUCCGCCCACCCCACAGCAGCCGCCUUCCACGCAGGCCCAGGGUCUGCCCACCCAGGCCCAGGCCACACCCCAGCACCAGCAGCAGCUCUUCCUUCAGCAGCAGCAGCAGCAGCAGCAGCAGCAGCAGGCGGCACCGCCUCCUGCACAGCAGCCAGCGGGCACAUUCUACCAGCAGCAGCAGCAGCAGGCCCAGGCUCAGCAGUUUCAGGCAGUACACCCUGCAGCCCAGCAACCAGCGAUCGCUCAGUUCCCCGUGGUAGCCCAAGGAAGCUCUCAACAGCAGCUGAUACAGAGCUUCUACCAGCAGCAGCAGCUGGCCACAACCCUGCAUCAACAACAGCUGCUGACUCAGCAGGCUGCCUUGCAGCAGAAGACCGCAGUGGUAGCCCUACAGCAGGCCCAGGCACAGCCAGCCACAGCCCCCCAGCCAGCCCCUGCCCAGGAGCCAGCGAUUCAAGCCCCCAUAAGACAACAGCCAAAGGUUCAGACAACCCCACCUCCUACCAUCCAGGGGCAGAAACUCGGAUCUCUCACUCCUCCAUCGUCCCCCAAGGCCCAGCGUGCUGGGCACAGGCGGAUUCUCAGCGACGUGACCCACAGCGCAGUCUUUGGGGUCCCUGCCAGCAAAUCAACCCAGCUGCUCCAAGCAGCUGCAGCUGAGGCCAGUCUCAAUAAGUCCAAGUCUGCAACCACCACUCCUUCAGGCUCCCCUCGGGCCUCCCAGCAAAACGUUUAUAAUCCUUCAGAAGGUUCUACAUGGAAUCCCUUUGACGACGACAAUUUCUCCAAACUCACAGCUGAAGAACUGCUGAACAAGGACUUUGCCAAGCUGGGGGAAGGCAAACAUCCUGAGAAGCUUGGAGGCUCAGCUGAGAGUUUGAUCCCAGGCUUUCAACCAGCCCAAGGUGAUACUUUUGCCGCUUCCUCAUUUUCUGCUGGAACUGCUGAAAAAAGGAAGGGUGGGCAGACUGUGGAUUCUAGCCUUCCUCUUCUAAGUGUAUCUGAUCCUUUCAUUCCUCUUCAAGUACCUGAUGCACCAGAAAAACUAAUCGAGGGACUCAAAUCUCCUGACACUUCUCUUCUGCUCCCUGACCUCUUGCCUAUGACAGAUCCUUUUGGUAGCACUUCUGAUGCUGUAAUUGAAAAAGCUGAUGUUGCUGUUGAGAGUCUGAUACCAGGACUGGAGCCCCCGGCGGCCCAGCGCCUCCCCUCUCAGACGGAAUCUGUGACCUCAAACCGCACAGAUUCUCUCACCGGGGAAGAUUCCCUGAUUGAUUGCUCUCUGCUUUCUAACCCUACUACUGACCUUCUGGAAGAAUUUGCCCCCAUAGCGAUCUCUGCUCCUGCCCAUAAAGCUGCAGAAGAUAGUAAUCUCAUCUCAGGUUUUGAUGUCCCUGAGGGCUCGGACAAGGUGGCAGAAGAUGAGUUUGACCCUAUUCCUGUAUUGAUAACCAAAAACCCACAAGGUAUCCAGAGAGAGCCCAAUCCCUAUCCUGUAAUAACUGUAGAGCACUUUAAAGAAUCAACGGGUUUUAAAGACCUUCCCCUGUAUCCAGACCCCUCCAGAGUACCUGGAAUGAAAACUCAGAACAAUUUAGAAUAUGACUACUUGGCCCGAGAUGGCCCUUCCAGCAACAGCUCGUUCCACAGCAGUGAAGAGGAAGGGACCGACCUCGAGGGGGACAUGCUGGACUGCAGUGGGUCUCGACCUCUCCUCUUGGAGUCGUCAGAAGAGGAUGAGAGCUGCAGGCCUCCGCAGGGGAAGCUGGGAGGAACCACUCCCUUCAGUCAGCCAGAAGUCUCUCCUGAGCAAGCCAAGGCAGCGCAAGGUGGAAGAAAGAACCAGUUCGGAGCCCUCACGCAGCCAACCGCUGAUGGACUCGGUGAGCCAGAUGUUUUCGCCACUGCUCCCUUCAGGAGCUCGAGGGUUCCCGCGGAUGACGUGGACAUUUUCACCAAAGCCCCAUUUGUCUGCAAGGGCAGCGUGGCUCCUUCCCAGCCAGAGGAGGCGGACGUGUUCUUGAGAGCUCCUUUCACUAAGAAGAAAAGCAUGGAGGAGUUAACCGUUGCCCAGAGCGCCUCCCCGGAGUCUCCUGCGCAGCCCGGUCUCCUCCGUCAGACCAAUGACAUCCCUCUGCUCCCGGGCCUUGAUCGAGCCGUGCAUCCCUCUGUCCGAGCUCAGUAUUCCAUGGCUGGUUUUGCCCAACCGUCUAACCACCCCUCCCAUCCUGUACAAGCAGCAGACCAUCUUGACAGCGUCUCUCCCAGGGGCACCUCUCUGGAAUCUGGCGCCCAUCCUAAUGACAGAAACAAAGGACCUCAGCCCCAGAAAGAAUCUGUCUCAGGCCCCGUGGCUGGCAAACCAUUCCGCCCCCAGUCUUUAUCCAAAUAUUCCCGUCACUAUAGCCCAGAAGAUGAGCCAAGUCCAGAGGCCCAGCCCAUCGCUGCCUACAAAAUUGUUUCGCAAACCAAUAAGCAGUCGAUAGCUGGCUCUGUUUCCAUCACAUCCCUUUCCUCCAGGACUACGGAGCUGCCAGCUGCUGAUCCUUUUGCUUUAGCACCCUUUCCUUCGAAAUCAGGCAAGCAGAAACCUUAGGAGCCAUACCUGAGCCUUAGGCCUCUGUCUCUACCCCACCCUUAGUACCCACCACAUCACUCCCAGCUGAGCCUUCCUAAGAAGAAAUAUUGACAUAUCAAUUAUUAUCUUUCAGUUCCAUGAGUCAGCAGGAAUUCUUCAGUCAGCAAACUCAGUCGAGGUGAUAACUUAGUUGAAACUCCUUUAAGUUAUGCUCAAUUCUUUUGUUUAUAUUGAUUUCUGGACUUAUAGGCAUUUCCAUCUCCACCUCCACCCAGAGCUCUGCUUUUUGUUGUUUGCCUAGAAACUGUUUAAGUCUAGAACUACUUCCCAGUAAAUCCAGAAAUAACUUCCCAAAGGGGCCAUGUUAUUGCUAGUUUGACUCCUGUAGUUCCUGUUCUGAGUCAUGUCUAUCAAGGAAUCAAGAUGAGUUCUUCCCGGACUUGGUUUCGUACUCUUGAAAAGGGUAUAUUUCAGGAAAGAAAACCAGAUAAAAAUUCUGCACAUCAAAAGGAAGUGUAAUCCCGCAGAUACUAAUCAUUCCUGUGAAGCCGGCAGCUCUAGAAGGAUUCUCUGGAUCUGAGUCUGUGCAAGCCACACUGGUCCUCGUGCAUGAGUGUCUGUGGGUGUGUGACGUGUGUCAGAUCCUUUCCUUUGCAGAAAUGCAAACAGAUAUCUAUGCUCAUGUCUAAUAGUGUUGAGCCUUCCCCAUGUGCACACUUGAAAAAUUCGUGUGAGCGCACAGCUAUGUGUGUGCAUGUCUGUGUGCACAGGAAACAUUCUUCCUUUAGCUAAACCCUGUCCCACCUCGCGUACCUCCACAAUCACUCAUUUGCUGACAUUGGUCUCCUGACCUAACUGACUUGAACCCUGUUUUUAUUGAGUUCUUUUCUCAUGGCAAAAUUGAAUUCAUUGGAAUGUAUAGGAAAAUCCUGUUGGAACUGAAGUUUCUAAGUAGAUUUUUUUUUCCCUCUAGAAUUUGCUGUGAACAAAUUCCAUUUACACAGCCUUGAAAAAUUAAUUAUCCUUAUACAGUUCCCCCUCAGAACAAUAGAAAAGAGCACAAUGUUACAGUUCCAAACACUGGGUUUGUGGUCUAAGUAAUUUUAAAAAGUACUUAAAAACCUUAGGUCUGAGCACUCCAUGCUGUCAAUAGGAAAUUAAUUAAUCAUGAGACUAGGCUACAAACUAGAUUUGCUUGUUUGUUUUUCCACAUCCUUGUCACCUUUGUCUACUGCUUCUUGAGGAAAUAGAAAUCUGAGACAUGUAAAUAAGUUUGGGAGAAAGGAAAAGAGCUGAACCAGCCAGCCAUGAAAACCUUUCAGUUCUCUCUGUCCCCUUGGAUGCUAAAGUAGGUCAGAUAGGUGCCUCACUUGUGUUUUUGAAAUGUCUUGUGUUUCUGGAAAGAUCUGACUUAUUCUUGGCUGUUUUCAUACCCUUUAUUAUUAGUGCCUUAAAAUGAAACUUAUGUCUCAGUGGGAAGACUUCUGCUGAAGAUGUUCAAUUUCCUAUUUCAACUUGAAAGCUUCCUGUGACUUGUAGUAAAUGUUAGUGAUUUCUCCAUUAGCUGGAGAUGUUGGGAGAGUUGCUUACCAACCCAGAUUAAUGAAUUAAGGAUUAUGGGAAAUUUGUCCAAGAAUCAAGCCUGAAUGCCAAACUCAACUGCAGUUAAGUGUCACACUUUUAAAUUUGAAGUUCAGGGAUCUUGGCAGUAAAAUAUGAACAGACACUUUUCAAGACAUUUUCUAGUUUAGUCUCCACCUAUUUCAGCUGUCCAGGUUAAAAGAUAAAUGUAAAUAAUAGGUACUGGAUCAGGGCUCCUAGCAAUGAUUUUCCAACUGAGGUUUCAGCAGUGCUGGUCCUUCACUUUUAUGGAUGUUAAAUGUUCGUUGGGCUUUUCUCCCAAUGAUCAUUUCUGAAUUUUCUGUGUAACAGUGGAUGUAGAAUCAUCUUUCUAUUUGAAUAGUUUUGGCUAACAGGUGUGGAACUUAGCACCCCAAGCUCUUCCCUUGCCUUUAUCAAUUAAAGCCUUCACGUGCAGGAGUGAAAAGGAUGGGAAUAUUCAAGGAGAGUUCUCACCCCAGAAACUCUUAAAGCAGAAGGUCAUUCUAAUUCACCAGAGGUGUUCAGGAUUACCUCUGUAACAGCCCUGCAAAAUGACUUUUCCUUUGGUUAUUUGAUCACUCCCCUUCCGAUCAUUUUAGUUCUCAAGGUGAAAAUCAAUAAAAUCUUGGUCAUUUUAUUACAUAAUUGAAUCAUUUGUCAAGCUGUGCUUGUAAUCCUUUUUUAUUCUCACUGGAGACCUAUGAUGGCUGGAGACUCUAAAUACCUUUUGUGAACAAGAAAUGAAUAUAAACACUUGCAGAUUACUUUUGUGGUGUUCUUACUGAAUGAUGCAUGAAAAUUUUAGGACUAUCGGAUUACAUUAAUUAUUAGUUAAUAACUAGUGAACUCUGCGCUGAUCUUCUCUGGAUCAUAUAGAGUAAAUGCAUCAUGUAAAGACACAAUGUUCUUGGGGCUUCCCUGGCGGUCCAGCGGUUAGGACUCCACACUCCCAGUGCAGGAGGCAUGGGUUCAAUCCCUGGUCAGGGAACUAAGAUCCCGCAUGCUGCACGGCGUGGCCAAAAAAUUAAAAAAUAAUAAAGAUAAAAUGUUCUUGCCAGAGUCCAUCCUGAAUCUGGAAAUCUGGAAAAUUUUCGUUUUAAGGGAAUCAGGAGUGCUCAGGGCGCUUUGAAUUAGUAGCGAAUGCAUGUUUCCAACAACUACUGCCUUAGGUUAACACUAAGGAGAAAAAGAAAACAUAUAGUCAACAAAAUACUGCAUUACUUGUUUUAGUUUGUUUUACGUGUUACUUGCUUUACACAUAUACAGAAUGCAGGAACCUGUGACCUUUCAUUUCAGUGGAGCACAAUGAGCCAGGGUACAUUUAGACAUAAAGCAUUGACCCGCGGCAUGCACUAAUGAACUCUUAAAGGAUCCACACUAAUGGACUAACAGGCACUAUUGAAUUCAUGAAGUUAUCUUACGUGUGGUGAAAAAUAUUUAGCAUGUCUGUUUCUUGGGUUCACACACAGAUAACCCUUUAGCUCCAAAUCCUGGUUAGAUUGGAAAAUGGAAUGAACAAAAUCUGACGCUUGAAGCAGAUGCAGAGCAGGACCCAAAGAAAUCUAGGUCACAAACUCCAUUUCGUUUUGGGCCCACUCAUUGUUGAGUUGAAAAUUUCAUAUGUGUGGACUGGUAUAUAUGUAUUCACUCGCCCAUGUUAGGUCUGAGUUUAACCUGGCAACCUUUGUGAACUGUCAAGAAAAACACCAGUAUCUUAUUGACCCAUUAUUUAGUAAGUUUUAGAAUACACGUACAUCAAUGUUUUCAACUAUUUGGUGGACAUUUCGCUGACUCAAAAAGUAGCGGAUUUCAGUUUUCUUUAAAAUAGGUGUAAUCACCAGAGUGAUUCUGACAAUAGAAAUUCGAUCAUGCUGUAUUUGCUUCCCUAAGGAAGUUGUCAAAACAUAGGUUAUAUAGUAUGUAUGCAUCCUAUCAAAUAGGAAAUUUUAUUAUAGGAAACUAGAGAAAGGUGAGAUCCAACUCACUCUUUAGCAGGAAGGAUACUACCUAAAAUGGAGUCCCUUGGGUCCCUUUAAUAAAGAAAGAUGUUAUUCUCUGCUGUGUGUUUGGAAUUAAAAUUGGAGAACACAGGCCAGUCAAGUUCGGAAUUGCUGCUGGUCACACAGAUGCAGUUUUCUAUGAGAAAUUUGGAACCCAGAUUAUUCUGAUGAAAGGUACAUAGGAGAGCCUCUGAAGAGACCACAGCUUGUAAGGAGGCAAGAGCUCCUUGUAAAUGCCCACAGCCAUCCCUGAGUUCUAAUCCUCCAAUCCUGCUUUCUGGAGUAAACAUGAAGAUUUUAAAUGUAAUCAUGUAAAUUUAAAUUCUUGCUUUUUCCGGUGACUGUCGACUACUUGUUUGUUGGUUGGUUUUGUUUGUUUUAACCACCAGAACACUUGCAAACUUGUGAAGUUCACUUAAGGAGGAUUUCAAAAUGCUUGAAAAUAAAAAGUAUCUGGCUGGGAAUUGUUUUUGUGUUCUUUUGCUACAAGAUAAAUUUGCUAGGCUGUGAAAACAACUAGCUGCUCAGCUUCGAUGUGGGAAUCCACACUGGCAGUGUCUUGAUUGCCAGGACGCCAUCUUGCUCUCUGACUUCCUGGUCCUACCAGCCUCAUUUGCACCUUGACCUUUAUUAGGAAACAGGCCUCCCACAUGUGAUGCCCAGAUCCCAUCUUUAAACUGCCAGCCACAGGUCUUUCCUGCUUUUUCUCUACCCCUGCAAGUCUUCCUGGCUCACCUUCCUUGUUCAUUUCCUCACUUGACAUUCCCCUAUUAUAAUCGUACCAAUAAGUGGGGAGUGAGAGGUAUGACUGAAUGAAUGAUCAUGCUAAUUUUUAUUUGCCUCCCUUGUUACUGUAAACAGUUUUUUCUUAAAUUUUAGCCUAGCCUGUGAUAAUCUCACCACACUGGAAUAAUUCCAAAUAAGAGUGAAAUGGCUCACCUUCCCCUUUUCUUAGGGACUAGAAGAAAGGAUGAAGGAAGGUUGGCAGAAGCCCAGCCUCACUCUGGAGACAGCCCAGAAACCUCAUGCUCUCUGCCUUGAUCUAACACAGGCCCAGAGUGCCCUAGAAUGCAGGGGCAAGUUUAUGUUUGAAGGGACUCCGGGGUAGCUUGUAAAAAGGGCUAAAUGGGGAAAUUCCCUGGUGGUCCAGUGGUUAAGACUCUGUGCUUUCACUCCCGUGGGCCCAGGUUCGAUCCCUGGUCAGGGAACUAAGAUCCCACAAGCCAAAAAAAAGAGGCUAAAUGUUAACCAGCACACUGGUGGCUUAGUCCAGUAUUCCUGUAACUUGUAAUUCCAUAAGAAAUUUAGUCUGAGUUACUUCUCUGCAAUCUCAGUAUGAGUGAAACAGUGUUUUGAGUUUAUAAUAACAAUGUUUUUUUCUUGAAAUUAAGUCAAUGUCAUCUACAUUGCAUUUAAUAGAACCAUAUAUACGUGUUAGAGGGAUCUAUGUGAUUCCUUUUGGUAAGGAAUUACAGAAGUGGUUUUUUUACCAAUGUCAGUUAAAGUGAGAUUUUGGGAGUGAGAGAAGACAAUAUCACCCUCCCACUCUGAAAUGGCGAGUCAGUUGUAUCUGAGUCCACCAAAGACUCCUGUUUGAGGAGUGUGAUUGGAGUGUGUGUGUGUAUCCUCAUGCUUUCUGCCAUGGUGUUGAAGACCUCCUAAUGAAGGCAUCCAAAGAAUACCAAGAGGUGACAGUAGGUAUUUGAAAUGAGUAAAUUCAGUUCCGUUAGCCUACCGAGUUAGAACUGGAGUUGUACUGGACAACGGUGAGAGAAAGCAGCCAUUGCCUUAGACUCAUUUCCACAGUAAGCACGCUCUUCUCAUCCACAAGGAUAAAACUCAGUAGGGUUUGACCUAAACUCUCAUGUGUGGUAUUGGGAGGGCAGUAGUGAGCAGAAUACUACAAGGCCUGCAAUAUGUUACUUUGAAAGAGGGAAUAUUUAACGUCAUUUGUUAGGGGAUAGGAAUGGAAUAAAGGCCAAGGACCGUGCUCGUUCCAAGCAGAAGAGGUGAACGAACUCCUACUGACUAUAUUUUGAGUUGACUGAAUGAGGAGGUCGACCCAGCUGUAAGGAGUGUUGAGGUCAUCAGACCUCAGGAAACAAUAUGUGCAUACAAUCUCAAGGUCUGUGAACAUGAGAAAGGGAAAAAACAUUUAUAGAGUUAAUCUUAACAGUUCUUGCAAUACCUCUUUUUUGCAGACUCUUGGGUUUAUGUUAUUGCACCCUUUGUGUGAGCUAUCUUAUGUAUCUGAUAGUUUUUAUGAAUACUUGUUUGAGUUGUAAACUCCUGUACACUUUAUUAAAAUGGACCUAAUUAAAAUAAA